CUUCGGGGAUUCCACUGCAGAGAGCAGCCGAGGAGCGGAGGUGACACGUAAGUUAAGGGCUGGAAGGUGGCCAGGGCAGGCAGGGAAGUUCCCUUUGUUUCCCGUUCAGGUGGCUGCAGAGUAAGGCGGGCAGGAGGGGAGGGAGCUGAUGCACAGAGAGCCCCCCCCCCCCCGUAAGGAGGCAGGAGGGGAGGGAGCUGAUGCACAGAGAGCCCCCCCCGUAAGGAGGGCAGGAGGGGAGGGAGCUGAUGCACAGAGAGCCCCCCCCCCCCGUAAGGCGGGCAGGAGGGAAGGGAGCUGAUGCACAGAGACACCCCCCUUAAAGCGGGCCGGAGGGGAGGGAGCUGAGAGAGAAACACGCUCGCCCUCUGACCCUUCUCCCAAAGCAACCCCUGCAGGAGAACAGGGGAGCUGCUAUACAGAGUCCCCCUACCCCAGCACCCACAGACACACUGGUAACCUGGGGCAGGGGCACUGCAGCGCACAGAUCCCCCCCCCCCCCCGGCCCCCAAGUCCCGCGGACAGGAUGGCAGGGACCAGGGGAGCUGCUGUGUAAAGAAACCCUUCCCCCCCGCCCCAUCCUCCAGUACGCGCCCCGACACCCCAGCAGAUGAGCUGCUGCCCCCACCGCUGCCCGCCCUGGAGUAAGACAGGCGGGGGGCAGAGAUCCCCCACCCACUAUCCGUCCCCGUGCGGCCCCCGAGCCCCCUUCCCGCGGCGGAGCGCCCCAGGGCUGCAGCAUGCUCCUGGGGCGCCCGCAGCCACGUGUGCCGGACGGCCUGCGGAGAGCGCCCCGGGCUCCAGGGCAGCAGCAGUGGGAGGGGGCUGAACUAAGCGCUCAGGGUCCCCUCCUCCCGGCUCUGUCCCUUGGUGCCCAAUGCUGCCUCCUCCUCCUCCUCCCUCCAGCUGCUGCUAAACCGCCUGGGGUGGGGGGGCUCCGGGACCCGAGGAGGGACUAUGGGCAACGGGAUGUGCUCCCGAAAACAGAAGCGGAUUUUCCAGACCUUUUUGCUCCUGACCGUCGCGUUUGGCUUCCUCUACGGGGCCGUGCUGUACUACGAGUUGCAGAGCCAGCUGAGGAAAGCCGAGGCGGUGGCACUCAAGUACCAGCAGCACCAAGAGUCGCUCUCAGCCCAGCUACAAGUUGUCUAUGAGCACAGGUCAAGAUUAGAAAAGUCUUUACAGAAGGAAAGGCUUGAACAUAAGAAAGCAAAAGAAGACUUUCUUGUUUAUAAAUUGGAAGCACAAGAAACACUAAAUAAAGGAAGGCAAGAUUCAAAUAGCAGAUAUAGCACACUGAAUGUACAACACCAAAUGUUGAAGAGUCAACAUGAAGAAUUAAAAAAACAGCAUGCAGACCUCGAGGAGGAACACCGAAAACAAGGAGAAGACUUUAGAAGAACAUUCAGCGAUCACAAGCAGAAAUAUGUACAAAUACAGGAAGAGAAAGAGCAGGAACUCUCCAAGCUAAAGGAAUCUCUGUAUAAUUUGCGUGAGGAGAAUAGACACCUGAGAAAAGCACACCAAGAUAUUCAUACCCAGCUACAAGAUGUCAAGCAACAGCAUAAGAAUUUACUCUCCCAACAUGACCAGCUUGUAGUGACGUUGGAAGACCACAAGAGUGCACUAGCUGCUGCACAGUCCCAGGUAGAAGAAUAUAAACAACUGAAGGACACACUCAACAAAAUGCCAAGUUUUCGACAACCUGAAAAGUUAGAGCAGCCAAACGUUCCACAGGAAGCUGCAGUGGCGGGAGCAACAUCUCCAAAUAGUGACCUCCCAGCACAUGAGAAAAAUGCAGCUGACGAGCAAAAAGAGGUACCCCAGAAUGAGGAGAAGCCACAGGAAAGGGAAGAAAUAAAUUCCAAGAGAAGAGAAGAUGAAGAUGAAACUUUACUGAGCAGAAAAGCAAAUGAGGGUCACCCUCACAAAGAACUGAAUAUUCAGCAGCAACAAGAAGCAGGAGAAGAUGAAGAGCAACACAUGGACCAAGUUGAAGAGGAGCACAGAAAAGAACUUGAGGAGGAGGAAAUGGAGCAGGCAGGGCAACCUGAGCACUUGGUGGAAGAACAGGAUCAAGCACCAGAAGAACAUGACUGGAAAGAACGGGAACAUAAAGAAGAAGCAGCCAACAUGCUGGGUGAACGCAUUCACUCAGAGAGAGUAACAAAAAGAUACAAACUGGCCUAUGAAGAACAGUUGGAACAGCAGCAUCUGGCUGCCCGAAGAGCUGAAGAAGCCAAACAGCUAAGGGAACAUCAGGAAUCUCUACACCAGCAGAGGCUGAAAGGGCAGUUAUUACGGCAGCAGCAGCUUCAAGAAAAAGAGCUUGCACUACGGAGACAGGCUGAACGAGGAGAAGAGCAGUACAAAAACCAGCUAAGCCAACAAGCUCAUUAUGACAAUAUGGACCAUGAUAUUGUACAAGGAGAAGAGGGGCAAGGCAUCCACGAAGAAGAUGGAGUGUAUGAAAGGGACAAUCGGCACCAAGAUGAAGCUGAAGAAGUAGAAGAUCAAAUUAAUGCAAAUGAGCAGCAAGAACCAGAGCAUCAAACAGAGAACCAGCAGGCAGAUGAGCCAGCGAAGGCAGCUGUGGAAGAUGUGAACCCAGCUGAUGAUCCUAACAAUCAGGGAGAGGACGAGUUUGAAGAAGCUGAACAAGAGAGAGAAGAGAAUCUGCCAGAUGAGAAUGAGCAGCACAAACAAAAUAAUCAGAAGCAGGAGAAUCCUGAGAUGGAGGAACAUUUAGUGAUGGCAGGAAAUCCUGACCAGCAAGAAGAUAAUGUGGAUGAACAGUACCAAGAAGAGGGAGAAGAAGAGGUCCAAGAAGAUUUGACUGAAGAGAAGAAAAAGGAACGGGAACACAAUGCUGAAGAGCCAUAUGGUGAAAAUGAUGAAAAUGCUGAUGAAAAAAACAAUGAAGGUGCAGACCAUGAGCAAGGAGUUCAUGAAGAGAACAAUGCAAAAGAAGGUCAUGAAGAAAAUUAUGAGGAGGAAGAGGAGGAUGAGGAGGAAGGUGGCGCCAUUGCAGCAAAAGCCCAUAGAAGAGGGGAAAUGUAACUCUUUGUUGUUUUAUGGGUUAUGUUCAACAAAAGAUUCUUGCUUGAAAUGAACUUUUUUCUAAGGAUAUUUAAUUACAAUAAUUCAAACUUUGCCUUUUAUGUUUUUUACUUUUCUAUUAGAUGCUUUCAUACAUAUAUGUGAAUACACUAUUUUGAUAUUCUAGAUUAGCAUCUCUUUUAUAUUAAGGCAACACAAAGACAGACAGGUCUCAUUCUUGUCAUAAUUCUGGUAAUGUUUUAAAAGAGCAUUUUUGGUAUAAAUUUAAACUUUCCUAUUGUCCAAGUUUGGAAAGAGCAUUCAGUCUACACUGUAACUUAUAUGGGAAGUGAUCUCGGGCCUGAAACUACUCAACGUUAGUCACUCAAAUAGUUUCAUUGCCUUCAGUGAUUCAUGGGUGAGUAAGGGCUAGCUGAAUUACACACUGAAGCCCCCAUAAGCAUUACAGGAUUGGUUUAAAGUUUAGGCCACAAAUGGGCAGUCUCAUUGGCUUUAAUGGGACUAUUUGCAUGCUUAAAGGUAAUCAUGGGCAUGUGUGUUUGCAGGAUCAGUUCUCAGCAUGUAGAUGCAGUGCAACUUUAAAAGAUGCAAGCUAUAAAAGCUUUAAGAAUAUGGUGCUGUUAAUAGCUGUUAACCUUAACAGCUGUUUAUGUACAAUUAUUAUAAACUUAAUUUUAACGUGUAGCAAGGUGUUUCAGUUACAAAAAUCACAGCAGAUAAUAAAAGGUGGUCUGUGGGUAAAGUACAUGCGGAAUGCAUUAUGUAAAGAACGACUCAGACAAUCAUAGAUGCAAAAUCAAAAUAGUCCCAUCAGUUGAAAACAUAGUCAGCACAGGAAGAAUUAAGGUUUAAAGGAAGAAUAACUGGGUGAUACUCAAACUAGUUCAUAAAAUGUGUAUCUGGCCCACUAUCCUCAAAACAUUUUAAUAAUCAUUUGUGUGUAAGGCCUGUUGAACAUGCAUUUUGGAGAGUAAAAGGACUUAAGGCAUUUUAAGUGAGUUAAUAAGACUAGUACAAGAUAUCCCCUUCUGAAUUUAGGGCCCCACAUUUCUUGUGGAGGUCAUCCAGAGGGAUGACUGUAUAUACACUGUUGUGCUCAGCUGGUGAAUAGCAAACCAGCGACAAAACUUCUGUAAGCACACUGCAGUGUGUUUUGCUUCCCUUUAGCACUGCAUGCCCAAAUGUUAAUACUAACCUACCAGAGGCCCAGUAUGUUAAGUAUACCAAGUCCUACAAUUAAUGUAAUUGAGGUGCAUAAAAAUAUACAAUAUUUGUACUGUUACACACCUUUGCUGUUUAAUUUAAAGGGGUUAGGCCUAAAGGUUAUAAUCUAACCAUUGUGGUACUCUUGAAUUAACCCCUGGAGAAUGGAAAUCUGGAUUUCCUAGGCUAUGUCCCAUUGCUGGAAAUGAGGCAUACCAUCGCUACCAGCGUGAAGGUGUUAAUAUAUAAAGGAAAGUGUGUUUCUUUUUCUCUUUACACUUUUUUUGAAUGAUACAUAAGUAAUAUUUUUUAGUUUAACUUUUUAAUCUGCUUGUAAUUUAAUUCAGUUUCUACUAACUCAAUUAUACUUUUUAAAAAUGGUUUUACUAUUUCUAAUUUUUUUAAAGUGCCCCAUAUAUUUCUUACAUUGCAUAGGAAUAUUUUGGUCAAAAUGUGUUUUUGAUUUUCUGGUUACCAUAUUUACAUUAUGUAUAAAAAUGCCUGUUUAUGUAAUACUGUAAAAUGUAUAUAAUAUGUACAUAAUCGUCAGAAUACAAUUAUUUUGAUAAAUUGGUCUGUUUUUUUAAUGUCACUGUUGCAGAAUUUAAUUAUUUGAGGCAUAAUAAAAACUUGCCUGCAGUCAAUAAAGCUAGAAUGUGGGUUACCAAUC
Messenger RNA from Chelonia mydas (Green sea turtle), 4933 nucleotides. It is a transcript of the gene GOLIM4, whose product is annotated as golgi integral membrane protein 4. NCBI's taxonomy places the organism in Eukaryota, Metazoa, Chordata, Testudines, Cheloniidae. The record is from RefSeq and is a predicted model, not a curated record. Gene Ontology annotation, cellular component: Golgi membrane; Golgi apparatus. The transcript has 16 exons. The coding region runs from base 958 to 3060 and encodes 700 amino acids.